Molecule: messenger RNA, 1630 nt
Organism: Uloborus diversus
Lineage: Eukaryota; Metazoa; Arthropoda; Arachnida; Araneae; Uloboridae
Product: spermatogenesis-associated protein 7-like
Exons: 10
Coding region: 1-1389 (462 amino acids)
Biological process (GO): microtubule cytoskeleton organization
Cellular component (GO): axoneme; ciliary basal body
Source: RefSeq, a predicted model, not a curated record
AUGAAUGAUAUUUCUUCGCUAAAAGCGAAGAAGAUUGUCAACUAUUCUGAUGAAGAUGAUUUCUUCAAUGUGUCUGAAGCUGGAGAUUUUGUUACAUUGAGUCACUUGAAUAACAAAAGUUCCGCACUAUGUCCAGAAACGCAAAACAUUACAAGCCAAUAUUUGAUUCUGCAGCAGCUUAAUGCCCAUCAACGCAUGAUAUCAAGAGCUAAAGGUGUUGUUGAUACUUCCCCACCAAAAUCUCUUCAAAGCUAUAUUAGCAUUACAGACAGGAAGAAAAAAGGACUCCGGCAAAGGACUCGUCCAGAAUCUCUAGCAUCUGGCAUGAAUGAUUUUUUGGAUGAUGUCAGCCUACCAAGUUCUUCUAGAAGUCCCCAUCAAUUGAAAGAGGAUGCAAACGAAAGUUUGAGAGCCUCUUCAGUAAAUAAAGCCAUUCAGGCUGGUAUCCCUUUCUCAGCAUCCAGGAGCACUACUGCUGAUAAAAUAUCUUGGUAUUUAGAAGCUCUCAAGAAUGGGGACUUGUUCUCACAUUCUUUGUUAUAUGCUGAACCUUCAUCAAUACAAUUGAGGAAUGAAAAGUUCCGGAUGGCAAGGAGAAAGAAAAUCAAAGGAGAUUUGAUGAAAGAGCACAGAGAGCAGUUUAUCCGCCCUAAGAAGCCUUUCUGUCCUAGAAUUUUAGCCAAUCCGAACGCCAAGUCAAAACUGAAAGAAAUGCAUUGUUACAAUCCUCCAGUUAGAAAGAAAAAAAUUACUAGAUCACAUUCAUCUGAUACAUUUGAAAGUUAUGAAGAUGAAGAUACCGCUUCUGAAGAGAAAGCAGAGGCAUUUCCUGUCAAGGAAUCUGUCGAUGAAGAGACACAAAUGAGUAGGAGGUUUUUGAGGAACCAUGACUUCUUUUACAAUAAAAGUUCUCAGUUACAUAACUAUCAGGAAAACCAGUCAAACUACAGUGGAAUUCCUAGGCUUAAUGAGAAUGAAGAAGACAAAUAUUUAAAUUUUCUUAGUAAAGUUACGGAAGACAUUUUAAGAAGUGGAGUUUAUUCUGACAGGGCAAUCCAGCGUGCUUUUGAUUUUCACAGGCAAUUUCAUCAGAAUGAUGGUAAUGAGGAAAAAUUGCAGUCACUGUUGGAGCAAGUAUUGGAUGGUCUGAAAAUUUCAAAUGAUGAGCCAGAAGAUAUCGUCUAUCAUAAAAGAAAAUCAUUUUUGUCUAGUCAAUUAUAUACACCUCCUGAAAAGGAAUAUCUGUCUAAUAAUUCUCUUGGGAGUAUGGCUGCAAGUUCAGAGAAGGAAGAUGAGGAGGAUUUUCAGUCUAGAAUUCAAGCUGAAUCAGAUGUUCCAUUAAACGAAACAGCUGAAAGUGAUAGCGAAUCAGAAUCGAAAUACUCUUGACAAAUGCCUUAAGGAUUAUUUGUUCAAAUUUUUUGUAAAUGUACACACAUAUCACUCAUUUAGUAAGCACAAUGUAUAAAUUUUUAAUUUCAUCUACAAACAUUCAAACCUUGAUAUGUUUGUAGAACAAUGAAUUAUAUAGGUAAAUAGAAGUGUAACUACUUACUAUAUUUUACAAAAAUUUAUUCAAAGUAAACUUAAUGAAAAUUAUUUUUAAAUAAUACCUAAUAGAAUUUUUUAC